CGCGUGCGCUCAUUCGCGAUCAACUUGUCGUUGCAAACUCACCAAUAAUUACAUUCAGUUUUAACCGACUAACACAAUGAAAGUGAUAUUAGUUUUCUUGUUCUGUGUUGUUUGUGCACACGCUAGAGUGACGCCGGACUACUUCCCAUCAUGCAAGAGGAGUGAUCCCCAAAUUGAGAAAUGUGUUCUCAACGGCCUGGAGGCCAUGAGGCCUCGUCUGAAGGAAGGUAUACCUGAAGUGAACAUCCCUGCCUUGGACCCCUUCACCGUGCCAACCCUGAAGCUUGACAGAACUGCUCCCAACUUGAGGCUGAAGGCUACUGUCAAGCAAGCGAAGGCAUACGGCGGCAGUGACUUCAAGAUUGAGAAACUGAAACUGAACCUGAACAACAAAUACGCUGGAGAGCUGAAGCUGACGCUGCCGAGGCUGAUGGUGGUCGCCAACUACGAUGUGAAGGGAUCCAGGCUUCUCGCCCUAGACAUCAAUGGAAAGGGACGCCUGCGAGGAAACUUCACUGGCAUCACAGUGGUAGCGAAGGGUUUCGCGAAGCCCAUUGCUAAGGAUGGCGUGGAGUACUUGCAGGUCGACAAGAUUGUCUCCAAAGUCAGGAUCAACAACGCUCAGAUUGCUAUUGAUGACACCGAGAGGCCGCUAGCUGCGGCUUCAGCAGUGUCAUUCUUCAACGCCAGUCCUAACGUGGUUCUGGACAUCCUUAACCCCCUGAUCGAGGAGACUACAGCUGCAGUCAUCAAGGCAUUUGUGAACAAAAUCCUGGGGAGUAUACCCAUCAGUGAAGUGUUGACAGAUGAUGUUUCUGCCGCCUAAUUGUAAAUUCAUAGGUUUUAUUUAGUUUUGAGAGGGUGUUGUUAAAGCAAAACGGUUUUUUAAUUUGUGGUCGUGAGUGAGCUUGUGAGUUGGCUUCAAACAUAUCUUAAGUAGAUGACGCAUGUACAAAAUUAAAAAAGCUAAAAUUUGGAUAGCAUUCGAAGAACAAUAAUUUGGUAAUUUAGAUAACAUUUAAAACAUGGAGUUUGCAAUAAUAAUGACUGAAUAUGGUAGCAUUAAAUCUGUUGAAGUACAAAAAAUAAUAUUGUAUAUACGUUUUUAGGCAUUUUGAAGUAAUUUUAUAAAGCAUUGGCAGUAUAUAUUUAUCAAAUGUAAACCUAUAAACUGUUUAUUGACGACCGUAAAGUCUAUCCAAUUAGUUCUUUUAUCGUCGAUCCUAAACGACCGUUUUAUUGGCGACUCGUUAUAAAGUGAGUUUGUAAUAAUUUGUUACUUCAUCUACUUAGAACACCUUAUAUAACCCCUUUCACUUAAUAUAAGUCUAGUUAAGAAAUAGUCGAUAGAAUAUUUAUUGAUUACAAAAACGUAAUGUCACUUUGUCAAGGAUUUCUUUAAUGCGAAGCUGUGAAUAUCAUGACACAAAUUAUUUCUAUAUCAAUAGAUUUAUAUUUCCUUUAACUAUUGCUCGUGUUGUUAAAGCUAUGAGAAAUUAUACUAAACCCUUCUUAGAAAUCACACUAUAUAUUAAACUAGCGACCCGCCCCGGCUUCGCACGGGUGCAAUAUGCAUGUAUUAUACAUACAAACCUUCCUUAAG
Molecule: messenger RNA, 1603 nt
Organism: Spodoptera litura
Lineage: Eukaryota; Metazoa; Arthropoda; Insecta; Lepidoptera; Noctuidae
Product: circadian clock-controlled protein daywake-like
Biological process (GO): multicellular organismal reproductive process
Source: RefSeq, a predicted model, not a curated record